Messenger RNA from Lemur catta (Ring-tailed lemur), 2552 nucleotides. RefSeq names its product granulocyte-macrophage colony-stimulating factor receptor subunit alpha-like. The record is from RefSeq and is a predicted model, not a curated record. Lineage: Eukaryota; Metazoa; Chordata; Mammalia; Primates; Lemuridae. Gene Ontology annotation, molecular function: protein binding; cytokine receptor activity. Gene Ontology annotation, biological process: cytokine-mediated signaling pathway. Gene Ontology annotation, cellular component: external side of plasma membrane; membrane. Bases 131 to 1567 code for a protein of 478 amino acids. The transcript has 11 exons.
CUGAAACUCUGCAGCCCUGGAAUCAGUGUGCUCACUUUCCAAGGAGGGAGAGUGUCCGAAAGCAGGGCGUGUGGAUGCCGGGGAGUCGGGCGAAGGAGGGAAGAAAAGUGAGCCGACGGCGGGCGGACGGAUGCCGCCGCUGGUGCAUCCCUGUCCCGUGGGCAGCCCCAUGGUUCUCCUGGCGACGGCCCUUCUACUCUCCGAGUUGCUGCACCCGGCGUUCCUGCUGACUCCGGAGCACCUGGAUGCGCCAACCCCGGCACCGGAGCCCGCUCUCCAUGUGAAGUUCGACCCCAGCAACAUGAAGCUGGCCUGGGACUGCCGAGAAAACACCACCAGCGUCACGUGCGCCAUGGUCCCCAGGGAGGGAGACCGCGCCGUGAAAAAGCCCAGGACGAAGGACUGUUGGUGCAACUUUGAGGACAUUUCUCUGCAUCGAGGAGUCCUGCUGGAGGUUCAAGUCAACACCAGCGAACGAUCGUUUCGGGAAAAAGUGCUCUAUACUAACCCAGGUGGGGAGGGCACGGCCGCCCACAACUUCUCCUGUUUCAUCUACGACGUGGAUUUCAUGAACUGCACCUGGGCGAAGGGUCCCGCGGCCCCGGGUGACGUCCAGUAUUUUUUGUACAUACGAGACUCAAAGAGAAAAAGGGAGCGAGAAUGUCCUCAUUACAUCCAACACUUGGGGACCCACGUGGGCUGCCACCUGCACAACCUCUCGGGGCUGACUUUCCGCAACUACUUUCUGGUCAACGGGACCAGCCACGCCGCGGGGAUCCAGUUCUUCGAUUCCGUUUUGUCCACGAAGGAGAUAGAGAGGUACGGCCCGCCCACCAACAUCACCAUAUGCUGCAACGCCUCGCACUGCCUCAUCCGCUGGGACAAGCCCAGGACGAGGCGGGCCCUGUCCCAUAGCGAGUUCCAGUACCAGCUGGACAUCCAGAGGAAGAACGUCCCACCCGACAGCACGAACCCACUGAUUGACGUGUCCGGCGAUUUGGAGAAUCAGUACCACUUUCCGAGCUCUGAGCCCAGAGCUAAACACGUGGUCAAGAUCCGAGCCGCGGACGCCCGCAUCCCGCAGUGGAGUGCCUGGAGCCAGCCCGUGGAGUUCGGGUCGGAAGGUGCGGACGGCAGCCUCGUGCACGUGUACCUGCUGGUGGUGCUGGUGACGCUCCUCUGUGCCCUGGGACUCGGCUUCCUCUGUAAAAGACUGGUUGCUGGUAUCACCGCGUUGAUGGAGCAAAUGAGCAGAGCAAGCGCAUGCAAGCAGGCAAAGUGCCCAAGUUUACUGAAGCACAGAACAUUCCGGAGAAGGAACGGGUCAACCCCUGCAAGAGAAGGAGACCCCGAGUUUAAAGACAGAGUACGGGAUGUACAGGACACUCCCCAAGCCCGCAGAGAGGGGACUGUUCCAACAAGGAACACCGUCACCCCGGGGUUAGGAAUGCUUUUUAUGCUAAUCCCUAAUGCUAUGUUAAGCGGGGGGUGGGAUAUUCAUGGUUUUUCUUGGAACGGGGUGGAGAAUUCCCGGGACUGGGAGCCCUCCUCGUUUUUAACCUUGUAAGGCAAUUUCCGGGGUUGCCAUGGUUAUUUGUAAACUGCCAUGGGUGCGAUUUUGACUGUGUUAAUGAGGUUGGGUCAGUAGAGGACGCUGUCACCUUGCUUGUGCACACACUUCAGAGACCCUCAUUUGUGGCCUUGGUCAUCUCUGCACGGUGUGGCUUUUCUGCCUCGUCCUGGUUGGUCAGGCCUUGGAGACCCCUGUGCUGGACCAGACAUGUGUCCCCCCUUGGAAGCCUCCUCUGGUCAGCUUGCUCCUCCCGUUGUAGACGGAGCAUCUCCUAGUGCCACCCGCCCCUCAGUGGACACCCCUAGACGCAGCCCCUGUCCCCUUCCUCCUCGUCCCAGCCUACCAUCAGGGAAGGCAGAUGCAGAGCUGCAAAACACGCGUGUACAGAAGUGUGAACGGCAGUGAGUAGCUCGGGAAGAGCUGGGAAGCUCACGGACGGUACACGCCGUGGAUCCCACGCGUUGGAGCUGGUCACCUGGCUUUAUCGUGACCUCGGACAGACGGACGCCCCAGGACGCCUGCUCAGAGAGGCUUCAAAUUCUCUUGGCCGUGCUGACUGCACAGUUCCGCAGGACGCGAGCCCUCCGCAGAGCUCAGCAGCACCCACCGAGGUGCUGUCUUCUUGCCUCAAGACGCUCCCUCUUUCCGGAAUGUCCCCCACCUCCAGUAACUCUCACCUGCAGGCUCCAACCAAGCCCACCCCGCCCCUCGGGUCCCUCAGUCCUGCAGUCAGUGGCAACAUUGCACACUGGGCUUCGCAAAGCGCGGGGAGCUUUGCAGCUGUCAACUCCCCCAGGGAUGUGGGAACCUUGUCAACAUCUACCUGUGGCCCGUCCCGAUGGCCCCGUCCAGGUUUGGUGUCCUGUGCUUAUUUUGGUCAGGAAUUUAUUCUUCCCCAGGCCCGGAGCCCAGGAGUGUGAGACGCAGGUGUCUCGGGGCCGCGCUCCCUCCGCAGGCUCCAGGGGAGGCUCCUUCCUGC